GGGCACAGCAGCACCGCCCAGCCGGGGCUCGGUGCUCUCCAGCCUCCCUCGGCUCCCCCGCGUCGUGGCCCGGCGGGACAGCCGCGGAGCCGCCGCCAUCAGAAGAGGCGCCGCUGCGGAGAACUCACGGGGAGCCUGUUCGGGACGGCGGCUUUACCUCAGGGCAUGGCGCGCCCCUGGAAGCGAUGGCGUGGGGGGAAACCCCAAACCCCCGCGGGCUUUUUCCCGGAAGAAGAUUCAGAACAUCUCAAUGCAGCAUUUGCUUCAAUUGUGAACUUGAUGAAUGAAGCCACAAAGGAAUGCGAGAAGUACUAUAGCUUUGUGGCAGCCUCUAAAUGCAAAGAGCAUGAAAUCAAACACAUCUGCAGAUACCAUGGCAGGCAAGCAGGGGAAAAAGAGCUGGAGUCCUCCAAAGAAGUGAGGACUGAAGCCUCUGUAGCACCCAGUCGAGCUCAAACUUGCCAGCAACGUACCAGACAAGCUUCCAAAGACAUCUACAUUGAAGUUUCUCCUGGCACUUACUCUGUCACCGCAACCUCAGAGGACAUGGUGGAACAAACACACGUGGUAGAUGUCAACGCUGGACAAAGUGUUGAUUUAACCUUUGUUCUAUGAUGUUUGUUGUUUCUUGGCAAUCACAAGAAUAAAAUAUGAGACUGUUUUUAUGCAUGUAAUGAACUAUGUAUAUCUUUCUAGCACUUUAAUAGUAUUCUUCUCUUUGGGACUCCAUUUUUAUGGCCUGUAUAUUUGUUUUAUACUUAAAGCAAUUAUAUGCAGCCGACUUUGUACACCGAUGUUAUAAAUAUUUGUACAUUGUGUGCCUUAAAUCCAAUUAUGUGACUAUGUAAUUCAAGGUUCUUAUGCUUUAAACAAUUAAAGAUAGAAUCAAUGGAAUAAAAUACAUAAUUUAGUCA
Messenger RNA from Columba livia (rock pigeon), 914 nucleotides. RefSeq names its product A-kinase interacting protein 1 (gene AKIP1). Gene Ontology annotation, cellular component: nucleoplasm. The transcript is spliced from 5 exons. Bases 166 to 615 code for a protein of 149 amino acids. Gene Ontology annotation, biological process: regulation of non-canonical NF-kappaB signal transduction. The record is from RefSeq and is a predicted model, not a curated record. Lineage: Eukaryota; Metazoa; Chordata; Aves; Columbiformes; Columbidae.